UUUAAACAGUCAAAAGAAUGGCCUUUUCAAUCAUUUUGUGAUGAACUCACUCAAGAUUUAUUUAGUUUGUCAUGGGAAAUAAGACAUGGAGCUGCUACUGCUUUAAGAGAAAUAGUUAGGAUACAUGGAAAAGGUGCUGGUAAAACAACUGAUACACCCUCUGAUCAGGUAGAAUUAGUUAAUCAAAUAUGGUUAGAAGAUUUAGCUCUAAGGCUUCUAUGUGUAUUGGCUUUAGAUAAAUUUGGAGAUUACAUAUCUGAUCAGGUAGUUGCACCUGUAAGAGAAACUUGUGCUCAAGCAUUAGGAGCUGUUCUAAGCAUAAUGUGGCAUUCUGGAGUUGAAGGUGUUCUUCAAGUUAUCCUUGAAUUAUUAAAACGGCACGAAUGGGAAGCUAGACAUGGUGGAUUAUUAGGAUUAAAGUAUCUUUUAGCAGUUAGACAGGUAAUAUUGAAAAAUUAUUU
This is a messenger RNA of Centruroides sculpturatus (bark scorpion), 461 nucleotides long. Its product is annotated as TATA-binding protein-associated factor 172-like. The transcript is spliced from 3 exons. Gene Ontology annotation, molecular function: TBP-class protein binding; ATP hydrolysis activity; DNA binding. The record is from RefSeq and is a predicted model, not a curated record. Lineage: Eukaryota; Metazoa; Arthropoda; Arachnida; Scorpiones; Buthidae. The annotation marks the transcript as partial.